UCCGAGAUGCUGGGACACGAAACUUUCAAAACGUACCUCUGCCUGACCAUCAUCGUCCAGCUGUUUCAGGAUCUGCCUCGUCCACUGGCUCAGAGUGGGUCUUAUGACAACGAUGACGAGCCCGAUCUCCCCAGGAUCAUCUGCUUCAGUAAAUUGACCAAUCAGGCUGCAAAUGACAGAAUCGUCUGUAAACUGAGUGAACCAUUCAUUGAGGGCGAGACACUCAACAUCACUUUCAGUGAGGACACGAUGGUGGAGAGCUGCCAGAUCAAACUGAAAGAGACACACAGCUGCAGCGUGGAAGCUUCAAGGUUCACCCUCUUCAACCAGUGCUGCAUCCGGGUCAGCAGAUCGCAAUCACUGGAACAGGGUCCUUGUGUGUUCAACAAAAAGAUCAUUCACAUGGUGAAGCCGGAAUGCCCGAUCCGAUUGGGAGUGAACAUGCUGACCAGAGCCCGGGAGAUCGAGCUCCAAUGGGACAGCCCCCCCCUCAGGUUCACCCUGCUGAGGGACAACCUCCUCCACCAGGUCUCCUACUGCAGCUCCAAGCCCCCCUGGGAGAAUAUAAAUGUAACUGGCUACUCUGUGAGACUGUUGAUGAAGAAUCUGAUUCCAACCUCUGAGUAUAUGAUUCGAGUUCGAUCGAUUCCUGAUCAGGGAUAUUUCAAAGGAAUAUGGAGUGACUGGAGUGAGACUGUCAGUUUCCAAACCCCAGAAAGUGCCUACAGACUGAGAGCAGGUAUCAAGCUAACUAUGUCCUUACUGACUCUGCUUCUCAUCAUUAUCAUCGGUCUCAGUGUACUGUGCUGGGAAAACAGGAUCAAGCCUCAUGUCUGGCCCAAAAUUCCAAACCCAAAAUCUACACUGGAGCACCUGUACAUGAAACCAAACAAGACGGUGGCAGUGAGCUUUAACCCAUCCAGCUUCCUGGAUGUGAUGGAGAGUCGCGUGGACACGAUACAGGUGAGGGGUUCCCGGAGAAGCUGCUGUGCCCCAUCCACAGGGAGUGAAGCUGCUGACUGUAACAAUAUGGCGCUGGAGAGAGAGCUGCUGAUGGGAGAGAGAGCUACAACAGACAUCAUUGGCACAAGCUGGCACGAAGCUAAGUGCCCAGCCCAGGAGGGGGCUGACAGUCCACAGUCCCUGAGGUUGGCCAGGGGAGAUCCUGACGGAGAGAGGCUGCCUGGGUCUCCCAAUGGCCAUGCCCCAGGGCCUGGGGGUUGGAACACAGCGAGGGGCCCCACGUCUGGGCACAGCCACAAUGAUGGGGCAGCCUAUGGGGGGCAGGGGUUCAAUGUUCAGGGCACUGGGGAAUCUUGCCCAGAUCAAGUUGAUCAAGGGAGUGAUCUGGAAUCAACAUUAGCUGCAGACUGUCCUCUCACCCCGUCUGACCAAUCAUACAUCACCAUGUCUAACCUGUACCAGAUCCAGUGAGAGUCUUCCCAACGACUCACACCCCUAACCUCAGGCCCACACACCCACCCCCAGAUCCACACCCCACUCCUAGACUCAAACUCCUACCCCCAGGCCCACACCCCACCCCCAGGCCCACACCCCUAACCCCAGAUCCAUUCCCCACUCCCAGACCCACACCCUUAACUCCAGUCCCACACCCCUAUCCCCAGGCCCACACCCCUAUCCCCAGGCCCACACCCCACUCCCAGACCCACACCCCUACCCCCAGGCCCACACCCCAC
Messenger RNA from Stegostoma tigrinum, 1697 nucleotides. RefSeq names its product interleukin-7 receptor subunit alpha. Lineage: Eukaryota; Metazoa; Chordata; Chondrichthyes; Orectolobiformes; Stegostomatidae. Gene Ontology annotation, biological process: cytokine-mediated signaling pathway; hemopoiesis; positive regulation of receptor signaling pathway via JAK-STAT. The transcript has 8 exons. Gene Ontology annotation, cellular component: external side of plasma membrane; membrane. Gene Ontology annotation, molecular function: cytokine receptor activity; protein binding. The record is from RefSeq and is a predicted model, not a curated record. The coding region runs from base 7 to 1434 and encodes 475 amino acids.